Molecule: messenger RNA, 1845 nt
Organism: Periconia digitata
Lineage: Eukaryota; Fungi; Ascomycota; Dothideomycetes; Pleosporales; Periconiaceae
Source: the annotation of a GenBank genome assembly
UUCCCGCUGCCCGCGCGCAUCACGCGCCCGUCACUGUCGUCAUACCUCCCAAAAGCGCAGGUACCAUGUUCCAUUUCUUGGCGUGCCAACCACCAAUGUCAGACGGACAUUCACCCACUCCACUCCAUUACCACUCUUGUUCUCUCUUCUCUCUACAUCUCUCAUUGCCACACACCUACUGAGCACUUAUACAUGCACUCCCUGGCGCUCAUUGGCAUCGAGUCUGGAAAGUAGCAAUCUGAGACGUCCAGCGAACCACCAUUCGGUAGCACUAUAUAGAGCAUCAACCUGAACACCUCCGUCAAGUCUUCAACGCACAAUCAACUUAUAGACGAAUAAUAUUCGAGCCCACAGAACUCUAGCAUUAAUUAAUCUUUACCAGAAGCAUCUUAAUGGCGAACUUAUCGUACACAACCAAACUCAUUUUUUCAUAAUCACCCAUGAUUGCGGUAUAUGAAGUACCCGGGCACCAUACCGUGCGAGUUUCGGAUUCUAUGACCUUCAAGGAUGUGCCCUACAGAAUGAUUACAGAAGACUCCACUUAAAUUAGUUAAUAGAACCACUGUUCUGGCCAUUUCAUGGAAGUCUUUGCCCCAUCCAACUUAACGAGUGCCACAGCGGACAUCUCAUGUGCCAACAGUGACAUCUGUACAUGUAUGAAUCGAACGAGCCACCAUGAUUACACUACACAGACUACUCUCAUUGCCAGUAUGCAUAGCCUCCAUUUUCAUUGCCCAUUCCCUUGCUUCGCCAGCCGACGGCUUCAUCGAUACCUCUCAGGACGGUUCCAUCGACUACUCAAUCUCACUGACCGGCGGCGAAUCAUGCACCUCCAAGCAGCUCAAGCAGAUUCAAAGCGGCUUCCACGAAAUGAGUGUCCUCUUUGCAUCCGCUCAGAGUCCCGACUUCUCCCAGCAGGCCGAGCGCGACUUUUUCGGCAAGCCCGAUCAGAUCUUCAAUUACACUACCCUCAUCACCGAAAACCUGGCGCGCGCGGCCCAGUAUGCGAAUGCCAAGGGAGAUCGAACGCACAUGCCGGAUUUCCAUGUUCGGUGCGAUGAUCCGAACAAUAUAUGUAACCAAGGAAACGAGAAGGAUGGCAUGCACACCAUUUAUAAUAUUGCGAGUGAACCGCAUUUCAAUUUCUGCGAUGCGUACUUCAAGCUGGAUGCUUUGGAUGAUCGGAUAGGAAAAGACAGUGGAGAUGAUCAACAGCGAUUGAACUUAAUGUAUUACUAUAAUCGAGCAUCUUGGGCAAGAAUGGUUAUGCACGUUCGUGCUGUCGGACACGCCAUAAAACCUAUCAUCCAACCAGAUACAAAUCCAGACAGUAUCUCUCCAUGGCUAAUCACCUACACGUCCGAGAACCCCAUGAACCUCUCCGUUCUCGCUGGAGUCAGCGAUUUCAUCUCAGCCUCGUCUCCAGUACAAGACAUCACCAUUCGCCAUCUCAAUUUCGCAUACGGCGUCACACGCGCCAAACUCCUCGCCAUUCUCCCCGCACAGGACCCCUAUGACGCUGCCAACAAUGCCGAAAACUACGCCCUCUACGCCCUUGCGCGAUACGUCAUGCUGCGAAAGGGGUUUUACCCACGGUUGCCGAGCAUAGACGAGUUCUUUGGUAGUAAUGGGUCAGUGGAUCUGAUGGACAACGAAAGUAGAGUGAAGGACCGGGGUGAGGGGAGGUUUGCGUAUUUGGGCGGUGCAGAUGUCGUGCCACUGCGGGAUGGUGUAAGUGCGAUUGGGAACCCACUCUCUUCAGCAGCAGGAUCUGGUGUAUUCAUGCGAUGGAGAGGGAAAGCCCUGUGGGUAUGGUUAGUUGUGUGCUCUUCGAGCUUUCUGUAG